UCCAGACAGAGUGACACAGGGAGGCCAUUGCAAAACUGCCAAGACUCUUUGCCAAGAGUUGCUGCUCUUACUAGUUAAAAAAACGCCGGCGAGAAACACUCUUCUUCUCAGGCAAUGAAUAAUGUGCUGGCGUCCUUAUUUAUAGAGAUAACACAAGGAAUAGGGAAGUAGACUACAAGCGCUUUCUCGUUAUCUGUAGCAGUGAUAGUACCAGACCUCUUCCUUCAUGCUUCUUCAACAACUUUGCCAACAUCUUCAACCAUGACUAUAGUAAUUAUCAGCCAUGACCUCCCUCACCCCCAACUCCCUCGCCGCCUUGGUCGAGUCGGCGCUUUCUACUCGCUCCUCUUUUCUCGGCCGCGCCGUCCAUGCCCAGAUCAUCAAGACCCUCAACAACCCUCUCCCUUCCUUCCUCUCCAACCACCUCGUCAACAUGUAUUCCAAACUCGACCUCUCCAGCUCUGCCCAACUCGUCCUCUCUCUCACCCCGUCCCGCUCUGUUGUCACCUGGACCGCCCUUAUUGCGGGGUCCGUCCAAAACGGUCGUUUUGCCUCUGCUCUUCUCCAGUUCUCUAACAUGCUCCGUGAGCGUAUUCAGCCCAAUGACUUCACCUUCCCUUGCGCGUUCAAGGCCUCGGCUUCGCUUCGCAUGCCCGCUAUUGGAAAACAGGUUCAUGCGCUUGCGGUUAAGGACGGCCAGAUACGUGAUGUCUUCGUCGGGUGCAGUGCUUUUGAUAUGUACAGUAAAACGGGGCUACGAGAUGAGGCUCGGAUUCUGUUCGAUGAAAUGCCGGAGAAAAACAUUGUGACGUGGAAUGCAUAUAUGUCCAAUGCGGUGCUCGAUGGGCAGCCGAGAAAUGCAGUUAACGCGUUUAUUGAAUUUCUACGUGUGGAUGGGAAGCCAGAUUCGAUAACGUUCUGUGCGUUUCUAAAUGCGUGUUCUGAUGCUUUGUAUUUGGAGCCUGGGAGACAAUUGCAUGGGUUUAUAAUUCGAAGUGGGUUUUUGGCAGAUGUGUCUGCCUCGAACGGGCUUAUUGAUUUCUAUGGAAAGUGUAGGGAUGUUGGAUCAUCUGAGAUGGUGUUUGAUAGAAUGUGUCAACGGAACGAUGUUACCUGGUGCUCCAUGAUGACUGCACACUUACAAAAUUAUGAGGAGGAGAAGGCUUGUAUGGUCUUCUUGCAAGCUAGGGAAGAAGGCGUUGAGCCGACAGAUUAUAUGAUUUCCAGUGUUCUAAGUGCUUGUGCUGGGCUUUCAGGGCUCGAAUUAGGUAGGUCAGUUCAUGCUCUAGCUGUAAAGGCGUGCGUUGAGGGCAAUGUCUUUGUUGGGAGUGCAAUAGUUGACAUGUAUGGGAAGUGUGGAAGUAUAUAUGAUGCGGAGCAAGCCUUUUAUGAGAUGCCGGAGAGGAACUUAAUCACUUGGAAUGCAAUGAUAGGUGGAUAUGCACACCAAGGGCACGCUGACAUGGCUUUGGCUUUUUUACAGGACAUGACAUCUGGUAGCAAUGACGUGGUGCCGAAUUAUGUGACUUUGGUUUGUGUAUUAUCGGCUUGUAGUAGGGCAGGGGCAGUAGAAAUGGGCCUGGAGAUUUUUGAGUCAAUGAGAGCAAGAUUUGGGAUUGAACCGGGGGUAGAGCAUUAUGCAUGUAUAGUCGACUUGCUGGGGAGAUCUGGGAUGGUAGAGCGUGCCUAUGAAUUUAUAAAGAAAAUGCCGAUUCCUCCAACGAUAGCAAUUUGGGGGGCUCUGUUAGGGGCUUGUAGGAUGUAUGGAAAGCCAGAACUGGGGAAGAUUGCUGCUGAUAACUUAUUUGAACUUGAUCCAAAAGACUCCGGCAACCACGUGGUGCUUUCUAACCUGUUUGCAGCUGCUGGCAUGUGGGAAGAAGCCACUCUUGUGAGAAAGGAGAUGAAGAAUGUCGGUAUUAAAAAGGGCGUAGGCUGCAGUUGGAUCUCUGUGAAGAAUGCAGUCCAUGUAUUCCAAGCAAAGGAUACUUCCCAUGAAAGGAACUCAGAGAUUCAGGCAAUGCUAUACAAGCUAAGGAAGGAGAUGAAGGAAGCAGGAUAUGUGCCUGAUACCCAUUUUGCUCUCUAUGAUUUAGAGGAAGAAGAGAAAAUAUCAGAAGUAUGGUACCACAGCGAGAAGAUUGCCCUAGCCUAUGGCCUCAUUACCAUCCCUCCUGGAGUACCUAUAAGAAUCACAAAAAAUCUUAGGAUUUGUGGAGACUGCCAUGGUGCCAUCAAGUUCAUCUCAGGCAUUGUUGGUAGAGAAAUUACAGUAAGAGAUAACAAUCGGUUUCAUCGCUUUAGGGAUGGUCAGUGCUCUUGUAGAGAUUAUUGGUGAUAACUCAAAAAAAAUUUUCAACACUUUCUCAUGGCACAGAGCUUUCUGACAAAAAAAUUAUAGAUCGUAAAUGUUUUUUAUAAAACAUACAAGUGCAGUUGAU
Molecule: messenger RNA, 2441 nt
Organism: Juglans microcarpa x Juglans regia
Lineage: Eukaryota; Viridiplantae; Streptophyta; Magnoliopsida; Fagales; Juglandaceae
Product: pentatricopeptide repeat-containing protein At4g14850
Exons: 2
Coding region: 284-2338 (684 amino acids)
Biological process (GO): RNA modification
Molecular function (GO): RNA binding; protein binding; zinc ion binding
Source: RefSeq, a predicted model, not a curated record